Messenger RNA from Rhododendron vialii, 972 nucleotides. RefSeq names its product GCN5-related N-acetyltransferase 9. Lineage: Eukaryota; Viridiplantae; Streptophyta; Magnoliopsida; Ericales; Ericaceae. The transcript is spliced from 6 exons. Gene Ontology annotation, molecular function: N-acetyltransferase activity. Bases 150 to 737 code for a protein of 195 amino acids. The record is from RefSeq and is a predicted model, not a curated record. Gene Ontology annotation, biological process: protein acetylation.
GGCGUCUUUGAGUUGGAGAAAAGAGGCUGCCCGUCUGCCAUCGACUUCCACAGCGGCGGAUUAAAAAAAAAAAACUUCCACAGCGAGCACAAACAGAAGUGCGAGGAGCGAGAGAGAGAGAGAGAGAGAGAGAGAGAGAGAGAGAGAAAAUGAGAGUGAGUCUAGAAGGAAAGAAGACAAUUUUGGUGCCAUACAUGAAAGAGCACGUCCCAAAGUACCAUCAAUGGAUGCAAGAUCCAGCCCUACUCCAAGCCACAGGGUCGGAGCCCCUGACCCUUGAUGAGGAAUUCCAGAUGCAGCUCUCUUGGACUCAAGACCCCCAAAAGCAGACUUUCAUUGUCUUGGAUAAAGAGUUGAUUGUUGGAGACUUCAUCCAUGGAAACGCCCACAUUGAAGCCAUGGUUGGUGAUGUGAAUAUAUACAUGAAUGACUUGGAUGAUUCACAGAUGGCGGAGAUUGAAAUAAUGAUUGCGGAGCCCAAAAGCCGGGGCAAAGGACUUGGGAAGGAGUCAGUUCUAAUGAUGAUGGCAUUUGCAAUUGAGAAUUUUUCCAUCCAUAUCUUCCGCGCUAAAAUUGGAGAAUCAAAUGAAGCCUCUCUUCUUAUGUUUCGAAGACUGGGCUUCAUGGAGGUUUCUCAUAGCGAAAUUUUUAAAGAGGUAACAUUGGAAUUACAAAUAACAGACCUGAAACGUGAGGAGCUGCUGCAGCUAUCGGGUACAAUGGUUACACAUGCAUAGACCUCUAAACCCCAUGUGAUUGUCUCUCUUUUACUUAUAUAUUUCUCGAGAUUCAUUUCUUCAGUCCCCAUUAGUAGCAAGAAGCUAUGAGGUUAUAUGGUUAUUCGGAUUGAAAUGUGGCAAUGCUCAAAUUGUUCAUCUUGUUAGUCUACCAUCUUAUGUAGUUCACUAAUCUUGUUGUUGAAUGUAAACAUUUUGAGUUAAAUUCAAUUCCACUUUAAUGUUAUUGCACUAA